AUGAUAGACUCGGAUGGCAACUUAAUAAAAGAUGCAAUUGCUGUAUCUUUAAGUUUCCCUUUUGGGCAAGAAAGUUCGGAAGAUGAAGCAAUUGCAAUUUUAGGAGGUGGAGACAACACAAAUUCACAAGAAACUAAUCGUUCUGUUAAUGCAAAAGGUUGCGUAGUUAUUGGGAAAACAUAUUUUGGGAUAUAUUUUGCUUUUUACAUAACUCAACAUUAUUCAGAAAAUGAUAUAGUUUAUGAAUAUGGAGAAGAAAAAGAUGGAAUUAUUUAUCAUAUAAACCAGAUGGAACUGUAA
Entrophospora sp. SA101 is the source of this 300-nucleotide messenger RNA. The record is from the annotation of a GenBank genome assembly. Lineage: Eukaryota; Fungi; Glomeromycota; Glomeromycetes; Entrophosporales; Entrophosporaceae.